This is a messenger RNA of Poecilia latipinna (sailfin molly), 7628 nucleotides long. It is a transcript of the gene plxnb2b, whose product is annotated as plexin b2b. Gene Ontology annotation, cellular component: semaphorin receptor complex; plasma membrane. The coding region runs from base 1916 to 7462 and encodes 1848 amino acids. Gene Ontology annotation, biological process: positive regulation of axonogenesis; negative regulation of cell adhesion; regulation of GTPase activity. NCBI's taxonomy places the organism in Eukaryota, Metazoa, Chordata, Actinopteri, Cyprinodontiformes, Poeciliidae. Gene Ontology annotation, molecular function: semaphorin receptor activity; protein binding. The transcript is spliced from 37 exons. The record is from RefSeq and is a predicted model, not a curated record.
GUUGGGUUGUUCAGCUCAGAAUACAAAAUAUACAAAAAAAUUCACCCAUAUACGCAUAGGGCAUAAAUAAAUCAAUUUCCAAUACAGUGUGUACAUGACACAGACUUGAUUGUGUAGACUAUUUGUCUUGUGAAAUGGUUUGAGAUGACUUGUUUGCGUUUGCAAAAAUAACCUGAGCUGAAGUUAAUGUUUACACUGACUUCUUAGCAAACUUGCGAAUAUAAAGCCUGCUGCUUGAUGUAGCGUUCGCACUCCCACUGUGACGUAAAGACCGUUUAUCCAGCUGGAGCCAAUCACUGUUGAGCUGAACAUAGAUAUGACAUCGAUGCAUAAUCAUAGUGUACUGAAAAAAAGACACGCAACCAACCCCGUUUGAAGUUAGUUAGACCACAGUGGAAAAAUAAUUAGGAUUAUUUGAGGAGAUACAAAACAAAAAAAAAUUAAAUAAAAGAUGACAGGAAAGGACUCCAGAUAUACCCAAAUUUGCCACUCUGACUCUAAAUAACCUAAAAUAAUCUUUUCCGAACAGACAAGACCUUCUGAUCGUGUAAAAGGGAGCUUCUGGUCAGGAGAGAACCAAAAGGACAACACCCAGUAGAGCAGAUUGUAAAUUUAGCUUGCUCAUCCACUGUACACACAGUAAAGGGUUAAGGUUCGGUCUAUAUCGGAUUCAAACAAGGUUUGUCCAAAAGAUUAAAGCGAUCUCUCAAACAGUUUUAAUUUGUCACACCAGAUACUUGAAUAUCUUUCGCAUUUUUCAUUCGUUUUUUUUUUUUUCUUCUAACUUCAUAAAGCUUUCACACUGGAUUGACUAAAAAUUAUACAACAGCGCACCGGACACUGGCACCGCCAGCUGAAGUGUGGAGGUUAAGUAAAAGCUAUUACUUUUCAUAAUGAAUAUUAGGCUUUAUUGCUUGAAGUGACCUGGAAACGCCCCCACAGAAAGCUGAAUCCGGUGCCACACUUUGGGAGCCACAGCGCAGGGCUUGCCUGCCUCCGUACCGCUGCCUUUCCCUACCCGCGGAAGUAUUUUCUAUGUGCGUGUCGGAGAGCAGGAGACACAACUUGUAGCCUUCUCCUUGUUUCCUCCACACACAGCGGCUUCGCCUUCAGCGUGCAUUGGAGUAAAGGAGAGGGGGACACUUCUUUCCCGUUGUCGCUGUCGUCUGUUCUCCUCCUGCGCGCUUCCCUCUCUCCCUCCCUUCCCGCCUGCCUGCCUGCUUGCUUGGCUCCCUCCUCGUCCUCCCUCCGUUUUGUUCGCAAACCUCCGGAGCUCCAGAAGGCGAUGAGGGUCGGGACGAGUGCGUGAGAGUCGCAUCCCACAGGUGUGUUGCCGCCAAUGCAAACGGUGCCUCUAGGCUCUGGUCAGAGGCACGCGCGCGCAUACCUGGAAAUUACCAUGUGACUCUGCACCUGGGCGUGGAGAAAGUCCUCUUAUUCCAACCGGAGACUCUUUUGUUGAGGAGUUGACCGCGCCGUCUCCAAACAGCAGCGACUGUUCGGUCAGACAGCGUGACCCGGGUUUUGGUUCCUCUCCCCCACCCCCUCUUUCCAGCGGAAUAGUGCCUUUUCCCCCAGACCCACUCACAGGACGCGAGACGAGAUGUAAAACUUCCUUACGGACAUUUCUCUAAAUAAAAGUCGCCAGAUUUCGUUAGAGGGAUUCUUCGCUUGGCUCUUUGGACUGUUUGCGUUUGUGGAACUACUCCGCUCUUUCACCUUCAAGAGCCCGAGCCCUUAAUGAAGCCGGGGGUCAGCGGCAGUGUGUGGCUAAUUGGCCAAGUUCGCCCGGGGCUGCGGCUACCUGUGAUUGAAGUGUCCAGCGAGCGCACACUGUGCAGCCGCCGCUGCACCCUACUCUGUUCCACUCCAGCAGCCAAGACGCACCCAGCACCCCUGUCGGCCUCUCUCUAAGAUGGCAAGCUGGGUCUCCCUUCUUCUCGUCCUCUUAUGCCGAUCAAUAUCACAAGCCCAGGAGGAGAGCAGCAACGCCCCACACCCGGUUUUCAACUCCGAGACCACCAUUAAUAAUGUGGUUCAAGACCCCCAGACGGGCCGUAUUUAUCUGGGAGCCAACAACUCCAUCUACCAGCUCGGCCCUUCCCUCAAGCUGCAGGCCCGUGUCGAGACGGGCCCCAAAGAAGACUCGCCUACCUGCACACCGCCAGCGUCAGCCUGCCAGAACACGAAGCAGAUGCCCAAUCUCAACAAGCUUCUGCUAAUCCAUCCAUCCAAUCAGUCACUUAUAGCCUGCGGCAGUCGCUAUCGGGGCAUCUGCUCCCUCCUCAACCUGUCCAACGUGGAGCAGGAGAUUUACUACUCCGACAGUAAAGGAGAGAGGACUUACGUUGCCAACGUAGAAGAUAACGUCAAUGUGGUGGGAGUCAUGUCCUACUACAAAAAAGACGGGAAAACCUUCAACGUGUUUGUUGUGGGGAAGGACUACAGAAACUCUGACAGUUCAAAGCUCAUCAGCACGCGGAUCCUCGACGAAUACAAGGAGUGGGUUGUGUUUGAGACCAUCAUCGAGGCUUCCACAAUACAGCCGCCAUUUAAUAUAAAGUACUCUCACGACUUCCGGCAUGCCUUCAAAGAGGACGGCCACAUAUAUUUUCUCUUGUCUCGAACUGACGGCGUGGACACUAAAAACCUGACCUUCGUGUCCCGUCUCUGCGAAGACGACCAACAUUACUACUCCUACACAGAGCUUCAGCUGAAAUGUGGAGCAGAAAAUCAAUACAACAAAGUCCAAGCGGCUUUUGUGGCUUCUCCUGGAAAAGAACUGGUGCGGGCCAUGACUGGGUCCACUGUGUACACUGGGAUGGAGAAAGAAUGGGAAAAAGUCCUCUUCAUGGUGGCAAGUUCGGACGACCUUGAUGGUGAAUCGGCUCUGUGCAUGUAUCCCAUGAACUCCAUCAACGAGAGGCUGGUGGACAUAAUCAGCGCUUGUUACAGUGACAACGGGAAGAUUUCAGGGGAACCUGCUGUCUACAUCCCCUACUCUUCGAAAGCUGGAGAGUUUUGCACGUCUAAUAUUGGAGAAGACUUGCUGGAAAGCUACAAGUGUGGUGCAGACUUUUUGCCAUCCCCUCUGGCCAGCAGGCCAAAAUUUGCCUUAACGGCCAGUGCAGUGUGGACCUCUUCAAGCCUUCUGACCGCUGUGGCUGUUGCCGUGGAGAACGAUCACACCAUUGCUUUCUUGGGCAACAACAAGGGAGAGGUCUUCAAGGUACAUCUCACAGCGACAGCGGAUGAGUACGGAAAGGUUCCUGGUGACAACAUCGGGGAGAAGGUCAACAAGAACCUCUUCUUUGACCUCCCUCACAGCCACCUCUACAUCACCACAGAGAAAAAGAUCACCAAGGUGCCGGUGCAGACGUGCCUCCAAAAGACAGACUGCAAAUCAUGCGUGGAGCUGAGGGAUCCUUACUGUGGCUGGUGUGUCCUGGAGGGCAGGUGCACCAGGAGGUCCGAAUGCCGCCGGGCAGAGGAGAGGAACGGCUGGCUGUGGAGCCCCGGGCAGGAAUGUCUCAAGAUUUUAUCCUUCUACCCGCCGAACCUUUCCACCAAAAAAACCGACAAGAUCCAGAUCAACAUCCAGGCACUCCCUUCUAUCGGACCCUCUGACCGUCUGAAGUGUAAUGUUGGAUCGUUCCAGAGUGAAGGCACCAUGUCAUCGGGAACCGCCCAGGUCUCCUGUCAUCUGCCACAACCUUCGGAUAUCCCGAAAACUCCAGAGAAUCAAGAUUUUGUGGCCGUCUCAGUGAGGAUUUUCGUCAACGAGACUGUGGAGCUGGCUGAGAGGGAGUUCAAGUUCUACAACUGUGCAGCCACUGUGAGGAAAUCAGAAAACACGCCGUGCAUGGCAUGCGUGACAAGUCCGUGGGGCUGCCAGUGGAACACGCGUUAUCACACAUGUAGUGACAAAGACGACAGCUUAGUGGGCCCAGACAUCAUCGGACACCGUAAGGGAUCGGAUUGUCCUCGGUUUGAGAAUCCAGACCCAGUUCUGAUCCCAGUGGGCCACGAGACCAGUAUCAGUUUUGAAGGGAUCAAUUUGGAGAACUACGAGGAUCAUGUUUUCACCAUCGGCACCGAACUGAUGAAAAACAUGGAGGAAGUGGUCAGAAAAGAGAGCGGUCGUUUCUACAGUUUUAACGGCUUCAGUUUCUCCUACGAUAAGUCACCGGAGACCAGCAUCCUGUUUUACAUGAAGGACAAGAGGACUGGGAACAAGAUGGACAGCACUCUGAACGUCACCCUGUACAACUGCUCCGUGGGGAGGGAGGACUGUAGCCUCUGCAAGUCUGCCGACUCGAAGUACAACUGUGUGUGGUGCAGCAAGCAGAAGGCGUGUGUGUUCAAGAAGCUCUGUAGUGAUUCCCAAAACACUGAGUGCCCCAACCCUGAGAUCACCAACAUCGUCCCUCUUUUUGGGCCCAUGGAAGGAGGCAUCUCCAUUACCAUCCACGGGUCCAACCUUGGUAUUUACAAGGAGGACAUUAAAAACAUCACAGUAGCCGGAAAGCCCUGCAUACAUCAGGCGGAAAAGUAUUCUGUCUCCACCAGUGUCGUGUGUGAGAUUGGACAUAUAGGCCCCAAUGAAAGCCUCUCGGGUCCAGUGGAGAUAUGGGUGAAUGGGGGAAAGAGAGGAAAGUCCCGCAUUAACUUCACCUACAGGGACCCAGUGCCAGAAGCUGUGCACCCUGCUAGAGGGCCUAAAGCAGGGGGCACGAACAUUACAAUAACUGGGCAGUUUCUGAACACCAGCAGCAAGGAGGAUGUCCAGGUUAAAGUUGGAGACAUGAACUGUGCUGUGAAGGAAUUCGGGGAAGCUAUCGUCUGCAAGACAGGUGAAUACCAACAGGAGAAGUUGCCUCUGGAGAAGCUGCCCGUCACAAUUCAGUACGGAAAGAAGACCAUUACGUUCGUCCAAGGUGCCUUCCAGUACAUGGAAAACCCAACGGUGUCGGACCAUCAGCCCAGAGGAAGCUUCGUCUGUGGUGGGAGGAACAUUGUGGUCACAGGCUCCGGUUUUGAUCUCAUCCAGACCGCUGUGAUGAGGGUCCAGGGAGACAACUCAUCAUCUGUCGAGGUCGCCCACGAGAAGAACGACACGGUCAUCCAGUUUCGCUCUCCGACUGUGAGCGGCUCUCACAGCCAGGACUUCAGAACCUACAUCCAGCUGGACAACUGGGUGAAGGAGCUCAAGUCCUUCAAAUACUACGCCAACCCCGUCUUCGAGAAUGUGACGAAGAAGGUCAUCACCGAGACCAGCAUCAUCAUCGUCAAGGGUCGAGGGUUCUCCAGGGCGAUGACCGCCAAGGAAGCCCAAGCGUUUGUGGGUGACGUCCAGUGUCAAGUCAACACGCUUCAGGACGACAAGCUGUUCCUGGACCCACCUUCCAGUAAGCCCCGGGCCCGCUCCAGACGGCAGCGCCGAGACACCCGCCCCGAGCUGCUGGACCUGAUGAUCAAGUUUGGAAAGGGAGAGUGGGUAAUCGGCUCGGUGCAGUAUGAGAAGAAGAACGAUUUGUCUCUCUACAUAAUCAUCCCUGCAGUUAUUGUGCCCAUGCUGCUCAUCAUCAUCAUUUCAGUCUACUGCUACAGGAGAAAGAGUCAACAGGCCGAAAGAGAAUAUGAGAAAGUCAAGCAUCAGCUGGAGAACCUGGAGGAGAGCGUCAGAGACCGCUGCAAGAAGGAGUUCACCGACCUGAUGAUUGAAAUGGAAGACCACACGAACGAGUUGAGCGAGGGACGAAUCCCCUUCCUGGACUACAAGACCUACACCGACCGGGUCUUCUUCCUGCCGUCUAAAGACGGAGCCAAUGACGUGAUGAUCACAGGGAAGCUGGACAUCCCACAGGCCCGCAGGGCGACCGUGUCGCAGGCGCUCAACCAGUUCUCCAACCUUUUGAACUCCAAGACGUUUCUGAUUAACUUUAUCCGCACCUUGGAGCGCAGUCACGACUUCAACGCCAGGGCCAAGGUGUACUUUGCCUCCCUGCUCACCGUGGCCCUGCAUGGGAAGCUGGAAUACUACACGGACAUCAUGAGGACGUUGCUGCUGGAGCUGAUGGAGGAGUACGUCCACAGCAAGAACCCCAAGCUGAUGCUGCGCAGAUCAGAGACGGUGGUGGAAAGGAUGCUUUGUAACUGGAUGUCCAUCUGCCUUUACCAGUUUUUGAAGGACACUGCAGGCGAGCCCUUAUACAAACUGUUCCGAGCCAUCAAGCACCAGAUUGAAAAGGGGCCUGUGGACGCCAGAGUUAAGAAAGCCAAGUACACCCUCAACGACACUGGCCUGUUGGGCGACGAUGUCGAGUAUUCUGUACUGACCCUGCAGGUGCUGGUUCAAGGUGAGGGUCCGGACGUGACACCCGUCAAGGUGCUGAGCUGUGACACCAUCUCACAGGUGAAGGAGAAGAUCAUAGAGCAAGUAUACAGGAACCUGCCUUACUCCCAGAGACCCAAGGUGGACAGCGUCACUCUGGAGUGGCGUCCCGGCUCAACGGGACAGAUUUUAUCCGAUCUGGACCUGACCUCCCAGAAAGAAGGCAGAUGGAAACGCAUCAACACUCUGGCACACUACAAUGUACGAGACAAUGCCACGUUGGUUUUAUCCAGAGUGCUUCACACACAGCAGAACUACGACCAGAACCAGGAAAACCACGAAGAACGAAACGCUCUGUUGGACGACGACAAAGUUUUCCAUCUGGUGAGGCCGCAGGACGAGCUGGAUGAGAUCAAAUCCAAACGAGGGAGCAUAAAGGACAAGUCGAUGACCAAAGCCAUUACAGAGAUCUACCUGACUCGACUUUUGUCUGUAAAGGGAACGCUGCAGCAGUUUGUGGACGACUUCUUCCGCAGCGUGCUGUGCUCCGGGGCCGUGGUCCCACCUGCUGUCAAAUACUUUUUUGACUUCCUGGAUGAACAAGCGCUAAAACACAACAAUGUUGACGAGGAGACCAUCCACAUCUGGAAGACCAAUAGCCUGCCACUGAGAUUCUGGGUGAACAUCCUCAAGAAUCCCCACUUCACCUUCGACGUCCACGUGUCUGAAGUGGUGGACGCGUCGCUGUCAGUCAUAGCCCAGACGUUCAUGGAUGCUUGCACCAAGAGCGAGCACAAACUCAGCCGGGACUCUCCAAGUAACAAACUACUCUAUGCAAAGGAGAUCUCCACCUAUAAGAAGAUGGUGGAUGACUACUACAAGGGCAUCAGGCAGAUGGUCCCUGUCAGCGAUCAGGACAUGAACACUCAUUUGGCGGAAGUGUCACGGUCUCACACCGACAAACUGAACACCCAAGUGGCUCUCCAUCAGCUUUACCAGUACGCCAGCAAAUACUACGACGGGAUCAUCGCAUCCCUGGAUGACGACCCGGCUGCUCAGAGUAAACAGCUGACCCUGCGGCUGCAGCAGAUUGCGGCCGCCCUGGAAAACAAAAUGACUGAUCUCUAACCCACCGAGAGGAGGGACAAAAGUCCAAGACAUAGAGGGAGAUCGCCAGUGACUACAGGGGCUUAUUUCUUUUUCUCCUUUUUUUUUUUUUUUUCCAGAGCAGAAAGUAUGGAAAUGCAAAAAUCUGAGAGGGGGGACUCGUUUUGAUGUGUGCUUCCCCGGAGCA